Messenger RNA from Sciurus carolinensis (gray squirrel), 723 nucleotides. RefSeq names its product shisa like 2A (gene Shisal2a). The transcript has 4 exons. The coding region runs from base 55 to 723 and encodes 222 amino acids. Lineage: Eukaryota; Metazoa; Chordata; Mammalia; Rodentia; Sciuridae. The record is from RefSeq and is a predicted model, not a curated record.
CGGUCCUGCGCAUCCUAGCGCUCAACAUAGUGCCUGUCACCAAGAAAGUGAUCAAUGCAGGCUCAGUCGGGUCUCCACCAGUCCCUCUCUCCAUCGACCCUUGUCUCGCCAGCCGUCUGGUGGCCCGAAGGGGCGGCGGGCUGGGCUGGGGGCGCAAUGACCGGCGCCUGCACGAGCUACGUGAGCGCGGAGCAGGAGGUGGUGCAUGGCUUCAGCUGCCCGCGGCCAGGGGGCGAGGCGGCCGCUGUCUUCUGCUGUGGCUUCCGCGACCACAAAUACUGCUGCGACGACCCGCACAGCUUCUUCCCCUACGAGCACAGCUACAUGUGGUGGCUCAGUGUUGGUGCUCUCGUGGGCCUCUCCAUAGCAGCCGUGGUCCUCCUGGCCUUCAUCGUCACUGCCUGUGUGCUUUGUUACCUGUUCAUCAGCUCAAAGCCCCACACAAAGUUGGAUCCAGGUUUAAGCUUACAGACAACAGGUCCCAAGGAGUUGCCUCCUGAUCAUCAAAGUACUAACACAGGAAUCAGGAUGGAGGUGCCAGGAGGCAGUCUUCCUGGGCAGAGUUACCCCUUCUUGAACCCACGAUUGGAAAGCAAUGAGAGGCAGGCUUCAGACUCGAAAGGCCUCCUCCAGCACUGCUUCAUGGCCACAGUGACUGCCAGUGACAUUCCAGGCAGCCCUGAAGAGGCAACUAUCCCCAACCCAUGUGGACUGGUCCCAUAA